GUGUCACUUCCGGUUUUGAUUUUCUGUAGUCAGUCAGCUCCGUUCUGGAGCAUCUUUUGCCGCUGUGCAAAAAAUUGCACAGUUUACCUUCAAAACAUCUUUUUUUUCGUGUCAGACUGAUGGAAAUUUUUAGUAAACACGGCCUACGUUUCCAAAGAAUUGAUGUUCCACAACAACAAAUCCGUAAGAUUGAAGAGGAUAAAUGGCAGCUCUGUAACCAGAGGAGGAACUGUCCAGAACCUCCUCAGAUCAAAGAAGAGCAGGAGGAACUGUGCGAUGUUUCACAGCUGCAUGGCUGUAAGGAGGAAGAUGAGGAGAGGAGCUCCAGUCUAGAUGAGGAUGAAACAGAGCCUCCACAUAUCAAAGAGGAAGAGGAGGAACUCUGCUGCAGCCAGGAUGAAGAGGAGCUGAUACUGAAGCAGGAGAUCAAAUCUGAGUGUGAUGAAAUAUUUGUAAUCCAGUAUGAAGAUCUCUCAGAGAAACACAUUUGUAAGGAGGAGACUGAUGAUGAGGAGCUUCUCUGGAAGCAGGAGAGGAGCUCCAGUCCAGAUGAGGAGGAACCAGAGCUUCCACAGAUCAAAGAUGAGCAGGAGGAGAGCAGCAUCAGUGAAGAAGGAGAGCAGCUUGAACUGAAGGAGGAAACUGAUGCUUUCAUGGUCACCGAGUAUGAUCAGGAAAAGAUGGACUCCAAACCAAAUGCUCCACAACUGCAUGUUUGUAAGGAAGAGGAAGAAUGGAAUUCCAAUCUUAUUCAAGAGGAACCAGAAUCUCCACGGAUUAAAGAGGAGGAGGAGGAACUCUGCUGCAGCCAGGAGGAAAAGCAGCUGUUACUGAAGCAGGAGAUCAAACCUGAGUGUGAAGAAAUAUUUGUAAUCCAGUUUGAAGAUCUCUCAGAGGACAACAUUUGUAAGGAGGAGACUGAUGAUGAGCAGCGUCUCUGGAAGCAGGAGAGGAGCUCCAGUCCAGAUGAGGAGAAACCAGAGCUUCCACAGAUCAAAGAGGAGCAGGAGAAGGUCUGCAUCAUUAAGGAAGAGGAGCAGCUUGAACUGAAGCAGGAAACUGAUGCUUUCAUGGUCACUGAGCAUGAUCAGGAAAAGAUUAACUCCAAACCAGAACCAAGUGAGAGUCCAGUUCUGGAAGAAAACACUCAGAUCAGUGAUGCUGUGACCGUCCAGCCAGACUCUCCUUCACAUGAGAGCUCCCAUUGCUGUGAAACGUGUGGAAAAGUUUUUACCCGACGUUGUAGUUUACUCAUUCACAUGAGAAUACACACAGGUGAAAGGCCUUACUCAUGUGAAAUAUGUGGAAGGAGCUACGUUCAAAGAAGUGAUCUGACUAUUCACAUGAGGAAACACACAGGUGAGAGGCCUUUUACCUGUGAAAUGUGUGGAAAAGGCUUUUCUCAAAAUAGUUCUCUCACUAUUCACAUGAGAACUCACACCGAUGAGCGUCCACAUUCCUGCAAAACAUGUGGAAAAGUUUUUACCCGACGCGGUAGUUUACUCAUUCACAUGAGAAUACACACAAGCGAAAGGCCUUACUCAUGUGAAAUAUGUGGAAGGAGUUGCGUUCAAAGAAGUGAUCUGACUGUUCACAUGAGGAAACACACAGGUGAGAGGCCUUUUACCUGUGAAAUGUGUGGAAAAGGCUUUUCUCAAAAUAGUUCUCUCACUAUUCACAUGAGAACUCACACCGGUGAGCGUCCAUAUUCCUGCAAAACAUGUGGAAAAGGUUUCACCGCAUCUCACAAGUUAACAGUGCAUGUUAGAACUCACACAGGAGAACGUCCAUUUUCCUGCUCAGUGUGUGGGAAGGGUUUUAUGGAUAGUCAUAGUUUGACCGUUCACAUGUGCACUCACACAGAUGACAGGCCACAUUCCUGUAAAAUAUGCAGGAAGGGUUUCAUCCGAAAAAGUUAUCUGACUGACCACAUGAAAACACACACCUCUGAUUGGCCACAUUUCUGCAAAACAUGUGGAAAAGGUUUCAGUACGUCUGCCAAAUUAACUGUUCACACAAGAAGCCACACCGGUGAGAGGCCCUUUUCAUGUGAGAUCUGUGAAAAAAGUUUCAGCUGCGCGCGAGGCCUGGGCGAUCACAUGAAGACUCACAAAACCGAGAGGCCUUUUUCAUGUAAAACAUGCGGAAAGGGUUUCAAUCGGAGGAUUUAUUUGACUGACCACAUCAGAACUCAUACAGGGGAGAAGCCUUUUUCAUGUGACCUAUGCCAAAAAUCUUUCAGCAACCGUAGCAGUCUGACCCACCACCUGAACACCCACACAGGCGUAAGGCGGCAUUCUUGUCCAGUAUGUAGCAAAAGUUACUUGGUGGCUUCUGCCCUGACUGUUCACAUGAGAACCCACACAGGUGAGAAGCCCUUUUCCUGUCAUCUGUGUAACAAGAGUUUCAUCCAAAGUAGUGCUUUCAAAAAUCACAUGAGAACUCACACAGAGAAGGUGGUUUCUACUUGAAUAUGCGGACAAAAAUUCAAUCUAAAUUGUUGAUUGGAGGCUGAUGGUGAAACUCACACAGGUAAGAAGCUGUGGAUUAAUUAAAAAAUACAAUUUUUAUCAUUUGCGCUUCAACUGCAGAUAUAUUUACACAGAAGUAGAAAUAGUAACACAAAACUACAGAGUGUAUAUUAAAUGUUCUGUAAAGAUCUGCUGUGGUGCAGAGGUAGAGCGGUCCACCUCUGUCUUUCCCAACCAUGUGUCGAAGUGUUGCUCCUGGUCUUUAAAGGUUGGCACCAUGUACAGUAACAGAGCCUUCAUCCAUCCAUAUGUGUGUGCAAAGAUGAUUGUGACUGUGAUGUUUAUAAUGGAUACCAAAAGGAGGAAAAGGAUAAGAUGCACCAGUGUCAUAUUUAUAGAAAAAUCCCAUGUUUGGUUUACUUGCAUUUUAGUUAGAGUAAAUCUGCUACAGCAGCAGAACCUUCUUUGAUACAGGAAUUACUUUAUUUUUAAAUGAACUUGUAUGUGCUGCUGUCAAAAAUAAAAGAAGUUUAAAAUGUUA
Messenger RNA from Oryzias melastigma (Indian medaka), 3012 nucleotides. RefSeq names its product zinc finger protein 2 homolog. Bases 120 to 2471 code for a protein of 783 amino acids. The record is from RefSeq and is a predicted model, not a curated record. Gene Ontology annotation, molecular function: RNA polymerase II cis-regulatory region sequence-specific DNA binding; DNA-binding transcription activator activity, RNA polymerase II-specific. Lineage: Eukaryota; Metazoa; Chordata; Actinopteri; Beloniformes; Adrianichthyidae. Gene Ontology annotation, biological process: regulation of transcription by RNA polymerase II; central nervous system development. The transcript has 6 exons. Gene Ontology annotation, cellular component: nucleus.